Prionailurus viverrinus (fishing cat) is the source of this 960-nucleotide messenger RNA. RefSeq lists its product as uncharacterized. Bases 1 to 960 code for a protein of 319 amino acids. Lineage: Eukaryota; Metazoa; Chordata; Mammalia; Carnivora; Felidae. The transcript is spliced from 7 exons. The record is from RefSeq and is a predicted model, not a curated record.
AUGGGUGGACAAAUAUCUGUUCGAGUCCCUGCUAUCAACUCCUUUGGAUACAUACCUAGCAGAAGAACGGCUAGAUCAAAUGCCUUGUUCAAACCAAUCAUCUCCAAGGAUGAGGAAACACAGCAUCUUAUUAAGGCUCCUGGAGAAGGAAUGAAGUGCAUCUCCUUCAAUCAACUGGUGGUUUGUCUAGUAUCUCUGACCAUGAAACUUUCUUGGGCCAAAGAGCUCCCCCUGGAGUCAGAGUUCAUGCAGCUUGACUUUGGUAGACAAAGCAAGCCAGAUUCAAGACUAAACCUGCUCACAGUCUUUGUCAACAGUAAUUUGGGCGAUGAUGGGGACCAGGCACUUCCACACAGGCAGUCAGCAUUACCCACACUGGUGAGAAGAGAAAGGGUAGCUACAAGAGGUGGAAACGAUGGAUUAGAAGAGAAAAAUGAGAUCUCCCUCCUCUUCCUCCUCAUUAAUAUCUCCAAAGAUCUUGGAGCCCUUGCCAAAAAUGUGACUGAGACCUCACAUGGGUUUUCAAAUCAGGCAAAUGCAUCUGCAUUUCUUAUUUUUCACUGUCUUCAUGUGAUUGACUGGGUUCUAUCAUUGAAGAAAACUCACCUCUGUACAAGCCUUAGGAGACAAUUUCUUCUCCCCCGCCCCCCUGCCCCACUAAAGUUAAAGGCUGUGAAUUUUUCAAGCUUAGGAAUUAUAUUUUAUUCAUCCUCGUAUCCAGAGUUCUCCAAAGAGUUUCCAACACAUGACGGUAGACGGGAUCUGGCUAAGAACCCCAAAGCAUGCAGCAUCCAUUUCACCGCUGAGUUUACAUUUCAGCAGAACAAUUCCAGAAUGAAUCAUUGCACGCACAGGUUGUUGGUUAUGCCCGGUUUGAAGCCCAUUUUCAAAGCUCUUUUCUACUUUGUGUUCAAGGCUAAGUUUGCAGAGAUUUAUGUGGAGAUUUCUUAUUCUUCUUGA